CGAGCAGCCACCAGUAGCAGCGCAGCCGCGUCCCCAGACAGAAACACACUCCGUCCGCCCGCCCGCUCGCCAUGGCCGCCGUUGGACCCCGAGUCGCCUUCGCUGCCUUCGCGCUCGUCGCGCUCUUCGUCGCACACGCAGACACGCUGCGGUGCUACACGUGCUCGACGGUGGCGAACAAGAACUGCGGCGACCCGUUCAACAAGUCGUACGUGCCGAUGACCGACUGUCAGACCGUCGGCGUCACAGGGACUCAGCCCAAGGAGAUCCCCGUCUGCAAGAAGGUCAAGCAGAGAGUGAACAACGGCGACCUCCAGACGGUGCGCUCCUGUGCGUGGGUGAAGCCCGAGGACCCGUGCCCUCCUUCGCCGUCCGGCGCCUACAUCCGCGAGGAGGAGUGCUCCACCUGCACGGGCGACCUCUGCAACGGCGCCGGCGUCGCGACGCCCCUCGUGCUGCCGCUGCUCGGCGUCGCCGCAGUCGCCGCCUACUCGGCACUGUGAACGCCCACCCCGUCUCUCUGGGCGUGGGGCUGCAGGGCUGGUUGGACUCGACUCCUUAUAGUUAACCACCGCUUCAGUGCUCGAAACCUUGUGCACACCGACCUCCUUCCCAUGAUGUUCAAACCCUCCCACCAGCAUUCCACCACCGCUGUCGGCGGAACCCAAUACUGUAUCCCCAUGGGACCCCUGUCACCACACUCUCUCGAGCUUCGAUUUUGGAGUUCCACAGUACGAGAAAGGUGCUAAGAUCAGAAUAUUUUAUGUCGGUAAACUUCCUUACAUAAAAUAUAGAGCGAUACUUAACUUCUCAGCAUCUCUCCUGUGCCAAUUUGGAGCACAACAUGUCACUGCGAUCACCAUUGGCAAUUUUAAAACUCUCGUGUGUUGUGGAGGAGCUCCUCACACCUACAAAAUUUUGUUAGGUCACAUCACUCUGAGAAACUCUGGGAGAAAAUUCUAGGGCAAUUCGAAUAUAAGAAACUAUCGGUCGCGGAAUGCAAACCACAGUAAAAAUCAAAACUGCUUUCUUUACACCAGUUAGCUACGCCUUCCAGCUGCUUCUCUACACAGUCGCCAGUACGACUUAGACAUCUGCCGUAGCGUUAAACCAACUUCACAUUACCCUCGCCGUAGAAAGGAGCCUCCUGUGCUUUCCUACAAUUUUCAACUUUUGACUGCAACUGACUGUUUGUGCCACAAUUUUGUCUUCGUAGCCAGUGGUUCAUUUGAACAGAGAUAAAAAUCAGAGGGAGCCAAGUCCAGACUGUGCAGUGGGUGAUGAAAUACUUCACAUCGCAAACGCUGCAGUAGCGUCGUCAUUGCCUCCGCAGUGUACGACCGGGAACUGUCAUAAAGUAGGAAACGCACGACAGCUAUGUUAUGUGGGGUUGCAUGAAAUCAGGCGAAAUCUCUCGGCAGGCACCCGUAGUUGGCGGGAGACACUAUUUUUUAGCCAUCUUUAUGCGCUCACAGUGCGCUCAUAACGGAAAAGAGCGAUGUGACACUGUCUACGGGCAUACUAGAGACACUGACCAACACAUCUGCAAAAGCGUUAUUGGAUUUUCACUGUAGUUUCCAUUUCGCGAUCGAUCGUUCCUUACUUUCCGAACAGUCUUCGUAAUUUGUAAGCAGUGCGAUGUCUGUAAAAGGAUACAAAGGUGAAUAGCUGAAUGACUGGACGUUCGGAACGACUCUGAUACCAAGCAAUUAUUGUACUAUUACUUAAGACAUACAAACUUCUAUGAAAGUACAAUACUCAUUAAAAAGUAUGAAAAUCGUAUUUCUGGCGGUAUUGUCCCAGUCAUUUACCUAUAGUUCCAAAUGGUGAAUAAUUAGGGAUAUUUUUUAGGUCGCACUCACUCGACAUUUUGCGACUGUAUGUAAGAGUACAGAAGUCAUUUUUCCCGUUAUCGCACCCAAAGCACUGAAGCACACACUUUUCUUUGUUUUAAGCACGAGGUUUCUUAGUGUCUAACACUUACAUACAGAAAAUCAUUGGACAUAGAGUAUAAGGUUUAAGUAUUCUGAAAUAUUUUAUUGUGAUAUUUCAACAAAUACAAAUAUUUCUGUAUUAUGUAUCUUUAAAGAUGUAUCUAGAGUGUACAAAAGGCUUAAACUUUAAAAUACUACGUAACUGUAAUUACUUUUUGUAAUUAGAUUAUUUACUAAUUCAUGUAACAAAUUAAUAAACUGUACGUGUUGUGAACAAAA
Molecule: messenger RNA, 2213 nt
Organism: Schistocerca americana (American grasshopper)
Lineage: Eukaryota; Metazoa; Arthropoda; Insecta; Orthoptera; Acrididae
Exons: 3
Coding region: 72-503 (143 amino acids)
Biological process (GO): regulation of synaptic transmission, cholinergic; positive regulation of voltage-gated potassium channel activity; sleep
Source: RefSeq, a predicted model, not a curated record